CUCCACCACCACCACCCCCGCGUCGUCGUCACCAUUCGUCCAUCCGUUCGCUCUCCUCCCCUCCGCCGUCGCCGUCACCGUCACCCUCCUCGUCGUCGUCGUCACGCGCCACCGUCGCCAUCCAUCCGUCGCCGCUGCCGCCCCACUCGCAGCGAAAGAAAAACCGAAACGAACCCGAUCCGAGAUGGCGCCCGCACACCGAGGCCCCCAUGGCGUCGCCUCCAACCGCCUCCGCCUCCGCCAGUGAGGCCGCGGAAUCCGGCAGGCGGAGCGCGCCGGGGCCGAUCGACGUGCCGAGCCCGAGGGACCACCUGCACCACCUCCUCGACCGACGUGACACGCCGCGGGUCGUGCACGUGGAGGGGACGACGAUGCAGCGGCAGCGUGGGGAGGCGGCGGGUGACGCGGGGGCGGCGGCGGCGGCGAAGCCCGAGGUGAAGCUGGUGACCGGGGAUGGCGGGUACGUGCUCGAGGACGUGCCGCAUGUGUGCGACUACCUCCCCGAUCUACCGACAUACUCAAAUCCACUGCAAGAUAACCCGGCAUACUCGGUUGUGAAGCAAUACUUUGUAAACCCAGAUGACACUGUCUGCCAGAAGGCCAUUGUUCACAAGGAUGGCCCUAGAGGCAACCACUUCCGUCGUGCUGGGCCUCGACAGAGGGUGUUUUUUGAAUCGGAUGAGGUCCAUGCAUGCAUUGUCACAUGUGGAGGACUGUGCCCUGGACUGAACACUGUCAUUAGGGAAAUUGUAUGUGGCUUAUAUGACAUGUAUGGUGUCAGUAGGGUACUUGGAAUUCAGGGUGGGUAUAGAGGUUUCUAUGCUUGUAACACCAUUGACUUGAGUCCAAAGAGUGUAAACGACAUUCACAAAAGGGGUGGAACUGUUCUUGGGACAUCACGUGGAGGCCAUGACACCAUGAAGAUUGUUGACAGCAUCCAGGAUCGUGGUAUAAAUCAGGUUUAUGUAAUUGGUGGUGAUGGUACUCAAAGGGGUGCAGGAGUGAUUUUUGAAGAGAUUAGAAGACGUGGUCUCAAGGUUGCUGUUGCUGGCAUUCCAAAGACGAUUGAUAAUGAUAUACCAGUAAUUGACAGAUCAUUUGGUUUCGACACUGCAGUUGAGGAGGCCCAACGUGCAAUAAAUGCUGCUCAUGUAGAAGCUGGAAGCGCCGAGAAUGGUAUAGGCCUCGUAAAGCUAAUGGGUCGACACAGUGGUUUUAUUGCACACUAUGCUACUCUAGCCAGCAGAGACGUGGAUUGUUGCUUGAUUCCAGAGUCACCUUUCUAUCUGGAAGGUGAAGGUGGCCUUUUUAGAUAUUUGGAAAAGCGUCUGAAGGAGAAUGGUCAUAUGGUUAUCGUUGUUGCGGAGGGUGCAGGGCAGAAACUUAUUAAUGAAACAAAGGAAUCAAUGGGGAAAGAUGCUUCAGGCAAUUCGAUUCUUCUUGAUGUUGGUCUUUGGUUAUCUCAAAAGAUAAAAGAGCAUUUCAAGAAAAUCAAGACUACUAUAAAUCUCAAGUAUAUAGAUCCUACAUACAUGAUACGUGCCAUUCCUAGCAAUGCAUCUGACAAUGUGUAUUGCACACUGUUGGCACACAGUGUGGUUCAUGGAGCCAUGGCUGGAUACACUGGUUUCACUGUUGGCCAAGUAAAUGGUCGGCAUUGCUAUAUCCCGUUUUACAGGAUCACAGAGAAGCAGAACAAAGUUUCAAUUACUGAUAGGAUGUGGGCAAGACUUCUCUCCUCAACCAACCAGCCAAGUUUCCUCAGCAAGAAAGAUGUGGAGGACGCAAAGAUGGAAGAAGAGAGAGCAUCCAAGUUUUUCGAUGGGCCGCCUCCCAACCCCAAGGUUGAAGACAAAGUCGCUUCCAAUGGCAAGGCUGUGAAGUGAGGCAGAAGGCUACUGAUCUAUUAUGUGCAGAUGGAUUAAUUAUUACUCAAUAAUGUCAGUAAUCUAUCUAUGGCUAGUGAGAUGGAUUAGUAAAUAAUAUUAGUAUAUCUAUGGCAAGUGAUGCUCAGCUCUUCCUGUCCAAAUUAAAAUGCCGAGAAUAGAUCUCCUCUAGCAGGUUAUCGUCAUUAUAUUUAUGUUACUGCUGUUUGCUUGCUGUUUAUGGUAGGCAUCUCUUGGAAUGCUAUAAUUUUUUUUCACAUCUAAUGUGAUAUGUCUAUAUUGCGGUAAUGUUCAAGAACCAUGGAACAUUGUUCAGAUGUGCAGUAAAUUAUUAACUUGUUCCGAA
This is a messenger RNA of Oryza sativa Japonica Group (Japanese rice), 2232 nucleotides long. Its product is annotated as ATP-dependent 6-phosphofructokinase 3. Gene Ontology annotation, molecular function: ATP binding; 6-phosphofructokinase activity. Gene Ontology annotation, biological process: fructose 6-phosphate metabolic process; glycolytic process. NCBI's taxonomy places the organism in Eukaryota, Viridiplantae, Streptophyta, Magnoliopsida, Poales, Poaceae. The record is from RefSeq and is a predicted model, not a curated record. Gene Ontology annotation, cellular component: cytoplasm.